This is a messenger RNA of Onthophagus taurus, 570 nucleotides long. RefSeq names its product ATPase inhibitor mai-2, mitochondrial. Gene Ontology annotation, molecular function: ATPase inhibitor activity. The record is from RefSeq and is a predicted model, not a curated record. Gene Ontology annotation, biological process: negative regulation of ATP-dependent activity. Gene Ontology annotation, cellular component: mitochondrion. Lineage: Eukaryota; Metazoa; Arthropoda; Insecta; Coleoptera; Scarabaeidae.
AACAAAACAGAGAUAAAAUAAUUGUCACCGGCACUCACGGAGAAGUUCUGCGAACGAAAUAGGUCAUUCUUUCUACGAAUUAACUUACUUAACGUGUGUUAAGUUCUUAUAUUAAAAAAAUGAACAAUCUUGGCCUUUUAAAACCAAGACUCGCUGCUAUAUCUAAUUUACGAUUUAUGACUCAAUUGGGCGACUUAGGAAGUGGCGCUGGAAAAGGCGGUGGUGGUGGCGGUUCCAUCAGACAAGCGGGUGGCGCAUUUGGCAAAGCUGAGGCCGCCCAUGAGGAAGAGUACUUUUAUAAAAAGCAAAGAAAACAACUCGCGAAACUUAAAGAAGAUUUACACGAUGAGAUUCAUUUCCAUGAGGAGCAAAUUAAGAGACAUCAAGAAGCGAUUAAUCGCCACAAACAAAGGGUUCAAGACAUAGAGAAGAAAUAGGAAACAUGAUGUUUAAGAAAAAUAAAACGGUCUUGGAGCAUAAGAUAGUCUUAUUAAUGUAAUGUUUCUUUUUAUUUCUUAGUUGUUUUGUUUCUUUUUUCUUUUUGAAAAUAAUAAAAAAAAUAUAUAAAUU